UUUUAAUAUUGUUAUUAUUAUUUUUCUUUUUCAUUCUGAUUUUAGAUUGUUACAGAAACAAAACGGGGGGAACGAGAGAGGGCGAGGGAAAAUAUGGAGACUGCAAUUUGUGGGAGACUAGCUCUUUCACCUAACACCGUCUUCAAUUCUAAACCAGGGGACAGACAGUCUCUUUGUAAAGGAGCAUAUGCCAAUCGGAAUAUUCUCAUGGCUGUUUCAGCAACAGGAACAGGUAAAGGAGGGGUGUUGGAGAGGCCAGUUAUAGAGAGAACCUCUCCUGGCCGGGAAUCUGAAUUUGAUCUGAGGAAAAAAAAGAAGAUUACUCCACCAUAUCGAGUGAUACUGCACAAUGACAACUACAAUAAACGGGAAUAUGUUGUCCAAGUAUUAAUGAAGGUUAUACCAGGAAUGACUCUGGACAAUGCUGUUAAUAUCAUGCAAGAAGCACAUUACAAUGGGUUGUCGGUUGUGAUUAUUUGCUCUCAGGCAGAUGCCGAGGAUCAUUGCAUGCAACUAAGAGGCAAUGGGCUACUGAGUUCUAUUGAACCUGCAAGUGGUGGUGGUUGCUGAAGAUAUAGCUGUAAUAUAGCCCUACUCAAAAUACCAUGGGUUUGUUACUCGAUUUAAAAUGUUAGAUUGUUGUAUAUAAAGCCAGUAGUGCUCUCGUGUUUGUAUGUACCUCAGUCAUCCUAUGGUCAAAUUAAAGACAGAAGGGAGAGUCUGUCCCCUUGUAGGGUUGGAUUUGAA
Messenger RNA from Mangifera indica (mango), 747 nucleotides. Its product is annotated as ATP-dependent Clp protease adapter protein CLPS1, chloroplastic. Lineage: Eukaryota; Viridiplantae; Streptophyta; Magnoliopsida; Sapindales; Anacardiaceae. Gene Ontology annotation, biological process: proteolysis; protein catabolic process. Bases 94 to 570 code for a protein of 158 amino acids. The record is from RefSeq and is a predicted model, not a curated record. The transcript is spliced from 3 exons.